AUGUUCCGGCUGCCACUGACUCUCGCUUCGUUCUAUCUGCCUCUAACGCAGUCGGCACUGCAGGGUCCGCAGACAGAGCUCCAGGAUCUCAGGUAUCUGAUCAUUGAUGAGAAAUCGAUGAUCAGUCUUGACGUGCUAUACUGGGUCGAUCAGCGGUGCCGCCAGAUCGUCGUCCAUGAGCGAGAGUUGCCGUUUGGGGGGCUCAACGUUGUCCUUGCAGGUGACUUUUACCAUCUUACUUCGGUAGCGGCCAAGCCGUUGUUCUUCACUGGGACAUCGUGGAGGCCUGAGCUGAUGCAAGCCCGCGAGCUCUACCUUCAGGUCAAUCAGACGGUCGAGCUGGAUGAGGUUGUCCGCCAGCAAGGGGACCGGAGAAGGCAUUCCGUAGCAAGCGCUGGGUAA
Molecule: messenger RNA, 402 nt
Organism: Penicillium bovifimosum
Lineage: Eukaryota; Fungi; Ascomycota; Eurotiomycetes; Eurotiales; Aspergillaceae
Exons: 1
Coding region: 1-402 (133 amino acids)
Biological process (GO): telomere maintenance; DNA repair
Molecular function (GO): DNA helicase activity
Source: RefSeq, a predicted model, not a curated record